AUGACCGCGUUAGCAGUAAAUUAUAGCGUAGGAAUUCCUUUAUUGAAUGCUUAUUGCAUAUUAGAUCGUCGAUUACAUCUGCCAUGGAUAUACCGUUGGUCUUCGUCCUAUGCUUUUCGUGAAAGAGAUGUUAAUCCAAAGCACUCUUAUUCGUAUCUAUUAGAGGGCUAUCCUAUUAUCUUUGAGCCAAAUCAAAAAGAACUAACUAAAGCACAAAACUUAUUUACAAAAGGAAAUAAUAAAUUCGUUACUUCUGUUAUGGAAUUCGAACAAUUGGAUAGAUUGCCGUAUACACUACCAGAGGGACACACAAGAUUACUUAAUUUUUACAGCAUUGCCAACAAGCUAUUCCUGGUUGACACGCCUGGUUAUGGUUAUAGAAGCCCUAAGUAUUUUGAAGAGCUAGUACAACGUUACACAGUAAACCGUACUAGACUCCGUAAUUCUUGCUUACUAAUUGAUUCACGUCAUGGCUUCAAAAGUAACGACCUGGAAGCUUUAGCAGUCAUGGAAGAUUAUGGCUUGUCCUAUCAAAUCGUUUUAACGAAGGUGGACUGUGUUACUAGAGGAAAUAUGUUAAGGCUAUUAAGUGAUGUCUAUGAGAUUGUUCAUAAAACAAACUGCUGCUUACCUCAAGUUUUCCCUGUCAGCUUUCUAGUACCUAUAAGGAAUGAUCAAUUUUAUUAUGAUUCUUAUCAACUUAAUGGAUGCAAUGUAUAA
Trichoplax adhaerens is the source of this 720-nucleotide messenger RNA. RefSeq lists its product as uncharacterized. The record is from RefSeq and is a predicted model, not a curated record. Gene Ontology annotation, cellular component: mitochondrion. The coding region runs from base 1 to 720 and encodes 239 amino acids. The transcript is spliced from 6 exons. Lineage: Eukaryota; Metazoa; Placozoa; Uniplacotomia; Trichoplacea; Trichoplacidae.